AUGUCGGCUUGCUUAAGCAGCGGUGGCUCCGCCGCCGCAUACAGCUUCGAGUUAGAAAAGAUAAAAUCACCACCGUCAAGCUCAACCACCACCAGAGCUACAUCGCCGUCAUCAACAAUCACCGAAUCAUCCAACUCCCCGCUCGCAAUCUCAACCCGAAAGCCAAGAACGCAGCGAAAACGACCAAACCAGAGUUACAACGAAGCUGCGACUCUUCUCUCGACCGCUUAUCCCAACAUCUUCUCUCCCUCCUUCUCAUGCAACCACUUGUACACCAACAAGAAAACUCAUCAUUUCUAUGGAUUUGACGACGAAGCUGAGCUGAUUCUCCCCUUUGAAUCAGUCGAGGAGCCUGACUUUCUCUUUCUCCCGACGAUACAAGUGAAGUCUGAAUUCUUCUCCGAUCAAAAGGAGGUAAACUCCGGGGUCAGUAUCACCGGUGACGAAUCUGAAGUGAAUCAGUUUGAAUUUUCCGAUGAGUUCGACGCCGAGUAUCGAAUUCUCGAUGAGGAAACUGAAGAGGGAAUCGAUAGUAUAAUGGGGAAACUUGAAGCCAAAGCUCCAGGGAUCAAUCCUGGCCGUCGAAUUAACCGGUUAGAGCAGAUCAUGAUGCUGAAUAAAGGAUUCAAAUUCCCCCCGCUGGGACUUGGAUUAAGAAAUGCUCUCAGAGGAGGAGGAGGACAACACAACGAUGCAUUUCACACCGUUGAUUUCGAUCAGAUCUCUCCGCGAAUUCAGACCGUCGAUGAGGUGAAGAAGACGGAGGUCAAGAAGAGUAAGAAGAAGAAGAAGAAAGUUACCGCGGCAGUGACGGAAUCAAAGAGCGUAGUAGAGACGAGUAAAGGAGUUACGGAGGAGAGAUCAGAAGGUCAUCCGAUGUUGAGGCUCGACUACGACGGCGUUUUGGAAGCUUGGUCUGAUAAAGCGACGCCGUUUGGGGAUGAGAGUCUGAGCCCCGAAGCUACCGGAGCCGACGGCGUCAAUGCCAGAUUAGCUCAGAUUGAUUUGUUCGGAGACAGUGGAAUGCGAGAAGCAAGUGUUUUGAGGUACAAAGAGAAACGUCAAACUCGGCUUUUCUCCAAGAAAAUUCGAUAUCAAGUUCGAAAAGUCAAUGCUGAUCAACGUCCUCGAGUGAAGGUAUCUUCACCCACCUUAAUGCGUGGUUAAAACAUGGACGAUUCGUGAGAAGGCCCAGUGCAAGUCCUCCAAGUUGUCAAAGAUAACAAAGGAAAAACAUAGCCAAGUUUCACUCCUUUUAUAUUUCCUUCUUAGUUUUUUUUUUCAUAAAUUUUGCCACCCUCAUUUUUGUUCCUUGAUUUAAAGCCCCUUUCGUUUUAUAGUGUAGGCUUUUUUCCUUCCUUAAAUCAGGAUUAUGAAGAUGAUUUAAAUUGAGAGAAGGUGAGGGAUCAAAACGAAUAAAAAGUCUUUUUGUUUUUGAAUAAGGAAUGUGUUGAACUUAAAGUCAUUGUACAAAUGUAUACCAACGAUAUAUAUUGUUGGUUUUAUACAAAGUUAUUUAUGCAUGAAACAAG
Molecule: messenger RNA, 1532 nt
Organism: Eruca vesicaria subsp. sativa (arugula)
Lineage: Eukaryota; Viridiplantae; Streptophyta; Magnoliopsida; Brassicales; Brassicaceae
Source: the annotation of a GenBank genome assembly